Molecule: messenger RNA, 3273 nt
Organism: Heterobasidion irregulare TC 32-1
Lineage: Eukaryota; Fungi; Basidiomycota; Agaricomycetes; Russulales; Bondarzewiaceae
Exons: 3
Coding region: 1-3273 (1090 amino acids)
Source: RefSeq, a predicted model, not a curated record
AUGGCGGACGAUGCAGAAAACAUGAACAUCAAUGAUUAUUAUACUUACUCCGCCCUUUCGACGUAUACGUUCGGCGCAGCAAGCACGCCGCCUCGUGCACCACACGGCACAGAUACUCUGAGCCCCCUCACCGUCGCGCCCGGCGCCGAGGGUAGCGGUAUAGGUAGCCGAGAUCGCACACCUCGACAUUCGAUUGUUCACAUGAGUGACGGCGACGAAGAUGACGAAGAGGUCGUGCGCCGAAACAGAGCAAAGAUGCGCGCCAUCGAUGAUGGCCAGCGGAGGCCUUCUCUACCCACCAACGUUUAUUCCACUUCAAGACCUCUGAACGACUCCGUUAUCGAUCUAUCGGAAUCUGUGCGCGAGCGGCCGACAGGCACCGCUGCCAGAGAAGAUGCUGAACAUAAAUCUCGUCGAGGUGUAACCGAUUCUGAUGCCGGCCAUGAUUCAGGAGCGUUGGAUACGGACGUUGAGCUCGAACAACUUGCACCUGAUACCGCUUCUCAACACACCUUUGGCCGCCGUGACCGACGCCCUCAGGGGUCUCGAGCAUCUGCGUCGCGGGUGCCGUGGGAUCUCAGCUCAGACUCUGAGUCGGACGCGGAACGCCAGUAUGAGUCGUACGUGGUCGAUCCCGCAAAACGCAGCAAGUAUGGUGCGUCACCGGUCACGUUCGCUCACACGCUUAUGAGCGACGAGGACGAAACACUGUCUGCCACUUCUGAAAAUAAUACCUCACUCUCCAUCAUUGCCGGCGGCCGACGUCCCAGCCUUCCUGUCGCGAUACCUGGGCGCACGCCACCUGCCAGCGCGUUGGGCUUCGACCUCGGUGACGACGGUAUGCGCGAACGCGAGGGGAGCAUCGCAACACUUCGACGUCCGAGCCGCAGUCUUGACGAUGAUCUCCGGGCGUUCAACGCGGGUGCGACGGUCGCCGGUGCUCUUGCGACUAGCGAGCCUGUGUCGCAGUUGGACUGGCGUGCGUUUGAGCAGGAAGUCGAGAUGAACCGCCAGCAGCCGCCACAAGAAGCUGGGAACGUAUACGAAGGAUUGAAUUUGGACUACAUCUUGUCUGCGGGCAUCCCGGGCUCACGGCGAUCCUCCAACUCAUUUAUGAUGCCACUCCCACUUCCUGUGCCGCCAGGCAAAGGCAAAGGGAAAGAGAAGCGCAAAGACAAAGGAAAAGACAAGGAGAAACGUAAACUGAAGGACGACGCUGCUGCACUGGCCCUCGGAGAGUGGGCGAGCGCCGCUGGCCCGGCUUCUGCAUCUGCUUUCGCGGAGAUUGCACCAUGGGCAAUGUCAGGAGAAGGACGCAGGCCAAGUACGGUGACGCUGGGCGAUGAUACGUUCACGGGCCACGUCAAAAAAUUCGAUGCAGGUUACGAUCAGAGGAGGGCCGAGUGGACUUUCAAGCGGGAGCUUUCGACAGGUCCAUCGUUGGAUGCAGCGUUGAAGAAACGAGACGACAAUAGCGGCUCUGGCAGCCCAAACGUUCAAGAAGUCUGGAGGUGCGCGCAAAUUGGUAGGAUUCGGCUGGAUCGAUUAUCGGUGGGGACAUCUGACCCAACCAAGCCACCUCAACAACGCCUGAACGUACAAUUCACCACUGACAGCUCUUCCCGAAACACGCUCGGCGGCCCCAGCAGCAUAGUCCACAAGCAUUCGAAAGCAGCAGCAUUUUCAAUCUUCCGGAGUUACGGCAUCCUGGGACAUCGCAGCGCAGAAGGACUCCAAUCACAGGCUGCCGGCCCUCAUGGAAGCCUACCCACCUCGAGCAGUGUCCUUCUGGCGUUAAAGCGCGUUCAGGAGCAAUAUACCAGCACCAAGUCGACGAAGCUUCUCAGUACCCAUGGCCUGCUUGAAGAAAAGAAGGGCGACGAAAAUAAGACCAAGGAACGAGCUUUGGAUUCCAGGAGGCAUGCGCAGACACUUCCCAUCACACCAUCGGGCCCUAUUGUGCCUCGCAUCGGACAACAAAUUAUCCCUCGAGGCGCGGCCGCAUCUAAGCUUACUCGACCUUCCACCUCAUCGUCUGUAGCGGACAGUCAGGCUGCAUCUACUUCUGGGCAUUCGUCCUUUGACGUCACGCGCACAACCGAAUCGGCCACCUCCCAUGCGAGCACUGAGGCCAUUUCUCGCACGACACCCGAAGCACAGCUAUCUCUUACCCACAUGGCAUCGUCCACCACGCAUGCGGACUCGAACGACAGUGAUUCUGAUGACUUGAACGCUCAGGUCGCAACACGAACUUCUCAUGCCGAAGCAUUUGCCACCCUUGAUCGUGAAUCUUUGGAACAGUACCGCACACGACACUUGCACUUGGCUGAGACACCACCGUCUGUGACCGGCUGGCUGAAACGCCUGCGUGGCCCGUUGUCUGCCACCCGCUCUGCACAACCGAACUUCAAUCCUCCGUGGAUGACGCUAGCGCCGCGCACUACUCAGGAGCAGCAAGAGCUGGUGAUCCAGAACCUCAACGAAUCGUUCAAGGAUGUUGGAUUGCUUCCUUCCUACAGGAAGAAGGGCGGCACAGGGUCCGGAAGAAAGGGUCGUAGCAAGGCGGGCGACGUAUUGGCUCAGGUCCCCGAAGACUCACUAUACAUGCUUUUGCCCCUCUGGCCCCGUGAAACAGACCCAGUCAGCACAAACGUGGAGCCGGUUGGCGAUCGCUAUUACCUGUCUCCAAUAGAAGAACGGCUGUAUCUACUGGUCUAUUACGUUCCCUUCGCGGAUCGCAGCGGAGGCACCGGUGGUGGUGGAGGGUCUUCCGGCAAGAAACGCUCGCGCUCUGUGACUCGUCGCGGCGAGCCUGGUCAUUCUCCUCAUCUUAGCAGCCGGUCGGUUGUCCUCACCGCCUUCCGUGCCAUCGCUCGGCUCGUCACGUACGUAGACCUUCGGGGAUCAGGCGUACGUUUGCCCAGUCGUGGAAUGGCGGUCUCUGGUCCGUUGGCAGCAGCGGUGCGCGGAAUCCCGUCUGCGAGCCUGCGGGACGUCCACCAUGGCGAAUACGUCAUUGCAGUCUGCCAGAAGCGAGAUCACGGCGUGGAGAUCGUGCCAGAAGGUUUGGAAAAGUUGGGCUUAUGUGAGCCGAGGACGCAGGCAACGGUGUUUGCUGGCGCGGGAGGGGUAGCGCACCCGGCGAUGCAGGUGCGGGAUCCGGACAUGGAUGCGAUGAAUGCGGACCCGCAGCCGUUGACGGCAAUUGGGAGGGCGGCGGUCGAGAUGGUGUGGUUGGGGUGCAUGGCUGUCACGAGCUUUCAAGGAUAUUAG